This is a messenger RNA of Tachysurus fulvidraco (yellow catfish), 1809 nucleotides long. RefSeq names its product chaperonin containing TCP1, subunit 5 (epsilon) (gene cct5). Bases 69 to 1694 code for a protein of 541 amino acids. The transcript has 11 exons. Gene Ontology annotation, cellular component: chaperonin-containing T-complex. NCBI's taxonomy places the organism in Eukaryota, Metazoa, Chordata, Actinopteri, Siluriformes, Bagridae. The record is from RefSeq and is a predicted model, not a curated record. Gene Ontology annotation, biological process: protein folding. Gene Ontology annotation, molecular function: ATP hydrolysis activity; ATP-dependent protein folding chaperone; ATP binding.
GUGGAUAUUAACCUCCGAAAUACAAAUAAAUCAGUUUUCUGUUAACUGUGUGUGUUCCGCCGUUCAUCAUGUCCACUUCAGGAACGCUUGCCUUCGAUGAAUAUGGACGGCCUUUUAUUAUCAUCAAAGACCAGGAUAGGAAAUCUCGUAUGACCGGCCUUGAUGCGCUUAAGUCACACAUCAUGGCUGCGAAAGCAGUUGCCAACACCUUGAAGACCUCUCUGGGUCCGAAUGGCCUUGAUAAGAUGAUGGUGGAUAAGGAUGGAGAAGUGACAGUCACAAACGAUGGCGCUACCAUCCUCAGCAUGAUGGACGUGGAUCACCAGAUUGCCAAACUUAUGGUUGAGCUCUCAAAAUCCCAGGAUGAUGAGAUUGGAGAUGGCACAACUGGGGUUGUGGUUCUUGCCGGAGCUCUUCUCGAACAGGCCGAGCAACUCUUGGACAGAGGGAUCCACCCUAUCCGCAUUGCUGACGGCUAUGACCAAGCUGCACGCAUUGCCAUCGAACACCUGGAUAAGAUUAGUGACAGCUUUCCAGUGGACAUCAACAACACAGACCCACUCAUUCAGACAGCCAUGACCACACUCGGCUCUAAAGUUAUUAACCGAUGCCACAGACAGAUGGCAGAGAUUGCAGUGAAUGCCAUUCUUACCGUGGUAGACAUGGAGAGGAAGGACGUUGACUUUGAGCUCAUUAAGAUGGAAGGGAAGGUUGGAGGUAAACUUGAGGACACUCAGCUUAUCAAAGGUGUCGUCGUGGACAAAGAGUUCAGCCAUCCUCAAAUGCCCAAGGUCUUAAAGGACACAAAAAUCGCCAUCCUGACAUGCCCGUUUGAGCCACCCAAGCCUAAAACCAAACACAAGCUGGACGUGACCUCAGUGGAAGACUAUAAAGCUCUACAGAAAUAUGAGAAGGAUAAAUUCCUGGAAAUGAUUCGGCAGGUCAAGGAGACCGGUGCAAAUCUUGCCAUUUGCCAGUGGGGCUUUGAUGAUGAAGCGAAUCACCUGCUGCUGCAGAACGAGCUGCCUGCUGUGCGCUGGGUCGGAGGACCCGAGAUUGAGCUGAUUGCCAUCGCCACCGGUGGCCGCAUUGUUCCCAGAUUCUCUGAGCUGACUCCAGAGAAACUGGGUGCCGCUGGCCUGGUGCGAGAAAUCUGCUUUGGCACAACUAAAGACCACAUGCUUAUCAUUGAAGAGUGCAAGAACUCCAGAGCUGUUACAAUCUUCAUCCGUGGAGGAAACAAAAUGAUUAUCGAGGAGGCAAAGAGAGCACUCCAUGAUGCCCUGUGUGUCAUCCGUAACCUGGUUAAAGAUAAUCGCAUUGUAUAUGGCGGCGGUGCAUCUGAGAUUUCCUGCGCUCUUGCAGUUAAUGAAGCUGCUGAUAAGUGCCCUUCUCUGGAGCAGUACGCCAUGAGGGCAUUUGCUGAUGCUCUAGAAGUCAUUCCCAUGGCAUUGGCAGAGAACAGUGGGUUGAAUCCCAUCCAGACAAUGACUGAGGUCAGAGCUCGGCAAGUUAAAGAAGCAAACCCUGCUCUGGGAAUUGACUGCCUGCGCCUGUCCACUAACGACAUGAAGCAGCAACAUGUGAUCGAGACCCUCAUUGGAAAGAAACAGCAGAUUUCUCUCGCAACCCAAGUGGUGAAGAUGAUCCUGAAGAUCGAUGACGUCAGGAACCAUGGCGAAUCUGAAGACUGAUCACAUAUGGGGCACUCUGACAGCAAUGUCAUUUAGUCUUAUUUAUCAUUUCAUACAGCACGCACUCACUCACUGUAGAGCAGAAACAAUUAAUAAAAUGUUGUUCAGAAGUUAA